Messenger RNA from Wasmannia auropunctata (little fire ant), 3872 nucleotides. RefSeq names its product putative sodium-coupled neutral amino acid transporter 10. Bases 458 to 3445 code for a protein of 995 amino acids. Gene Ontology annotation, biological process: amino acid transmembrane transport. Lineage: Eukaryota; Metazoa; Arthropoda; Insecta; Hymenoptera; Formicidae. The record is from RefSeq and is a predicted model, not a curated record. The transcript has 7 exons. Gene Ontology annotation, molecular function: amino acid transmembrane transporter activity.
UUGCUUCAUGCCUUUAUGAAUGUCGAAUGAUGCAAAAGUCCAAGGUGGUGGUAGUCCGGAAGAGCCGGCGUCUCGGCAAUUCCCUCUCUCGUUGGUUCGAUUUGUCAUCAGAGUAUGACGUACAAUGUAAUAGGGAAAACAAUGAUAAGAAUCCACUUGCGGCUGACGCAAAUUGAUCCAUCGUGCGUGGCAACCAUAUCGGACCGGGUUUAACCUCCUCGACCGCAGGAAGGAGGAAGCAAGCUGGUGCUUGAUGCCGCGCAGUUGCCUCGCAUGUGAAAUUACUUUUGCUCGCGCUGGAGAACAGCGCGCGGAACACAUUUUUCGCGGUUACUCCUGGCCGCAGAGAGCUCGAUGAGAUGUGAGAUUCCAACUGGGUCUGCCACCGUGCCGCGUUGGACGAGAGAAAGUCGCAGCGCAGAGAACGGGGGCCUCCGGGCCGUCAGGCCUCGCCAGAAUGAUCUCCCAAAUGUCGCACGUGAUGACCCUCGCCAACAGCAUCAUCGGCGUGAGCGUUCUGGCGAUGCCGUUCUGCUUCAAGCAGUGCGGCAUAGUGCUGGCCGUCCUGGUGCUGCUUCUGUGCAGCGCCCUGUCCCGACUGGCCUGUCACUUCCUCGUCAAGUCGGCCGUGAUCUCGAGGAGGCGCAACUUCGAGCUGCUCGCCUUCCACGCGUUCGGCCACAUGGGAAAGUUCCUCGCCGAGUUGUUCAUCAUCGGCUUCAUGCUGGGCACGUGCAUCGCCUACUUCGUCGUCGUCGGCGAUCUGGGGCCGCAGAUAGUCUGCAAGAUGAUGAGCAAGAACCCGGCCGACAUUCGCACCAGCUUGCUGAUUGUCACCGGAGUCUUCAUAGUCCUGCCCUUGGGGCUGCUCCGUAAUAUCGAUAGUCUGUCCAGCAUUUGCACCGCCACCAUUGUCUUCUAUCUCUGUCUUGUAUUAAAGAUCAUGGGCGAAUCGACCGUACAUAUUUUUAUGGGAGAUUGGUUUAACAGUGUCAAUUACUGGAGACCGGCUGGUAUCCUCCAAUGCCUACCAAUAUUUUCCAUGGCUCUUUUCUGUCAAACACAAUUGUUCGAGAUAUACGAAACCAUUCCAAACGUAUCCCUGGAGAAGAUGAACGACGUUGUACGAGGAGCGUUGAAUAUAUGUACACUUGUAUACAUGUUCGUUGGCCUGUUUGGUUACAUUGCAUUCUGUACUCAACCAUUUACAGGAAAUAUUUUAUUGAGUUUCGAGCCUAGCAUAACGUCAGAAUUGAUUAAACUGGGAUUCGUGUUUUCGGUUGCAUUUAGUUUCCCUCUAGUCAUAUUUCCAUGUCGUGCGAGCUUGAAUUCUCUUUUAUUUCGCCGGGUGUAUACCCACGAACCGUCUGUCAAUUAUCUGCCGGAGUCCAGGUUUCGAUGCCUCACGCUCGCGAUAGUCAGCAUCUCCCUGAUCAUCGGUAUUCUAGUGCCGAACAUAGAAUUCGUUCUCGGUAUCGUGGGAUCGACGAUCGGCGUGAUGAUUUGUCUGAUAUUCCCGACAGUAUUCUUUCUAUCUAUAAGCAGCAAAAAUACUAACGAAAGACUAGUGGCACAGUGCAUUUUAAUCGUCGGCGUUUGGAUCAUGAUUCUCGGCACGUACGCCAAUUUGUACGCCAUCGAGGAGUCUACAAAUGCGAAGUUAGCGGUGACUAGUAAGCCGCUCAUGCAAAUAAACGAUUUACCGUUAGACAUAAUUAAAGAGGAUUCACAUAUCAUUCCCGAAAUUCCCAACAGUUUGGAACUUAUUCCUAGAAAAGACAACAUUAAUCAAUUGCCUGACGUAAAUGUUGUCGACAAAACGUUAGAUCUGAAGGUGAAAGACGUUCGGCAAGAGCCGCCAAUACCCGUCGAACGUGUGAUCGUCAGCGAGAAGCCAAAUGUCGAAAAGUCUGAUGGCAUAGCAAUAGACUCUCGUGUGCCAGAGACAAAGAAUGUAGUUGAAACAAUCAAGAAUGAAAUGUUGAACGCGCAAUCACAGGUCGCCACAAACGCCGAUAACGCUAAAAUCGACGAAUCGGUUACGUUGAAGGCGGAAGAGAAGAUAAAGAUGAUCGAGGAGAAGGAGCAAUCGAUGGACUUGCAGAAGAACGACAAUCUCAUUAAUUUGGACGCGAUAAAGAAGGAGGAGUCAGAGCUGGCGGCUGAUGACGGGGACACGGCUAAUGCCAGAGCUGUGGAGCGACACGAGCAGCUCAGAAAAACGUUGGAGAAGCACAAAUUGGAGCAACGCCAGAUGAUGCAGGAGCAAAAGGAGAUUCUGAAGGAUAUCAAGGAGCAAAAGCAGGAAUUCGAGAGGGAGAAGCAGAGAAUGGCGAAGGGCGAGAUAUUGAAGAAGAACGAGAAGGGACAAGUUGACACGAGGGAUAACGCUUUGCCGGAGAGCAAGAGUAAUUUGCGAGAAAACGAUAAGAAAACUGUUGAAAAUAACGAGAUCACUAUCGAGAAGAAUAAGGAAGCUUUGAAAGAGAAGGAAAUUAAUGCUGACAAAAUUGAAUCAAAUGAAAAGCCUCGAGACGAGAAUAAUGUGGACGUCGCGGUUGAAAGUAGCAAGAAAAAGGUAGAUCUGUUUCACGAAGAUUCUCAAAAUAAGAAUGUAGAGGAACCUGCACAGCAAAUACCAGGAAAUGCGCCAGAUGUACUUCUUCCUAUCGAAGAGGCAGUCGCCGAGCGAGAAACAUCGGAGAAAUCGUUACAGAAAAAAAAGCAAGACGAGAGGAAGGUAGAAAGAGUGUUGUUGAAAUCUAACGAUUCCGUAAAUAUGAAGGGUCCCAUCUUGAACGUCUUGUCGAAGGGAAUUCUACAAAGGUCCGCCGUGGGAGAGGGGCUUGCUAAAGAGAAUGAAAAUCAUCGGGCGAAGGAGGAGAAGAGAGAGGUCCUUACGAACGAAGUCGCGAACGCGUCGGACAAAUUGCAGGGGAAAUACGACGACAAGUAUUCCGUGCCGAUAGCGUUAAAAAUGACGAAUCAGUCGAAAUUAGACAAGCCGAUUGUUUCGUCGUUGAACAAGAGUGAGCCGGAGGUUCUCGGUGUACAUCGAGACAUUCUGGAGAAUAACGAACGCGAGAAGAGAGACGUCGACAGAGAGGUGAAUAUGAACGACACGAAGAUCGACGGCGAUCAUCCGACUGAGAAAUCCGAAUCUCUUGCUAAAGACGUCGGCGAUGCGGACGGCGAGACCUGCUCGAAAUUGCAGGAGAGACCGAAGGCAGAGGGGGUAUCGGAGGCGAAGAGGGAAUCCGAGAGAAGAGUAAAUAAACCGAGUACAACUGAAGUGCCUCUGAUUAACACAAACCUUUAUUUGUCCGAGCAGAGAAUAGCAAAGACGAUUUCUGUGGAUCAGCACGCUGCUCUCGACUCGGAGUACGCGGGUGUGAAACAGGAAGACUCGAUGGUUUUCAGUCCUAAAGAUAAAACUGAGAUAUAAACGUCUGAUUCGAAGGAAUCGGAUUUACGCAGCAUAAUAUUAAAUUUGUAAGUCGCGGAUCACUCGUAGCUUUCCAAGUCGCGCGGUACCUUCUUAUUUAUGUUCAUUAAUAUCACAAUUAUUACUAAUUGUAAGUUCAAAGUGCAAUGAGCAUUUCUGUUCGGAUGAGUAUGUGUAUUACGAGAGUAGAAUGAUAUAUUCGUAUGAUUGAUAACAUAAAAUAUAUUUAUAACUUGUACAAUUGUAUGAAUGUGACUUUUAUAUGAUUGCUGUACAUAUUAAUCUGCAUAAUCUGCACACCAUAUUCUUCAUUUUCUUCAUGGCGUGACAAUUGUAAAAAUAAUGCAAAUAUUAGUAUUUAAAGUUUAAGUUAAGUUUAGGACGCGAUAAAGGAGGACCAAAAUACAGAUGUAUUUUUACACAGAAA